This is a messenger RNA of Rotaria sp. Silwood2, 357 nucleotides long. Lineage: Eukaryota; Metazoa; Rotifera; Eurotatoria; Philodinida; Philodinidae. The record is from the annotation of a GenBank genome assembly.
AUGAAUUUUCUUAAUGUGAACAGACCACCACCCAUGAAACGUGAUACAAUGUUUGCUUGGAUUGAAUACUGCUCGCAUUAACAUGAGAAAAGUUUGGUAGAAGCAGCAUGGCAAGCACUUCGUGCUGCUUGGGCUUGUGACGAUUCCAAUAAUGAACAAGGAGCAGUGCGUAACCGCCUGCGUGCUGCUAAAUUGAUCGACGAAUCUCGUUCAGCUAAUGUCGAAUUUAGUAAACAACUUGGUCUCGAUCGAUGCAUCGAAGCUGAUGCACUGCGACGUGCAGGAGAACAUCAACGUGCCAAAGACUUACUUCAACAUAUGCAGGUAAAUUUCUAUAUAUAUAUAAAUUCAGAUUGA